This is a messenger RNA of Anopheles nili, 940 nucleotides long. RefSeq names its product mitochondrial thiamine pyrophosphate carrier-like. Gene Ontology annotation, cellular component: mitochondrial inner membrane. Gene Ontology annotation, molecular function: thiamine transmembrane transporter activity. The record is from RefSeq and is a predicted model, not a curated record. Bases 1 to 939 code for a protein of 312 amino acids. The transcript has a single exon. NCBI's taxonomy places the organism in Eukaryota, Metazoa, Arthropoda, Insecta, Diptera, Culicidae. Gene Ontology annotation, biological process: thiamine pyrophosphate transmembrane transport.
AUGGACCGGGAAAAACACAGUGAAACCCGGUACGCCGGGUUGGCCGGAGGUCUAACGGGCUGCAUAACGCGCUUCAUCUGUCAGCCGUUGGAUGUGCUGAAAAUCCGGCUCCAGUUGCAGGUGGAACCGAUCGCAACGGGCUCCAGCCAGUCGAAGUACCGCUCGAUCGUGCAAUCGAUCGCAUGCAUCUACCGCGAGGAGGGUCUGCUCGCUUUCUGGAAGGGUCACAACCCUGCCCAGGUCUUGUCGCUCGUGUACGGGGUGGCGCAGUUUUCGUUCUACGAGCGAUUCAACCGACUACUGCGGGAAUUGCCCCUGCUCGAUGGCCACGACCGGGGGCGACAGUUUUUGUGCGGUGCGUGUAGUGGGUCGUUUGCAGCAUUAACGAUAUUGCCCCUGGAUGUGAUACGGACACGCAUGGUGUCGCAGGAUCCCGGUCGGGGAUACCGGAAUGCGCUGCAGGGUUUGCACGAAAUCUACCGCCACGAGGGCGUCCGAGGGCUGUACCGCGGGGCGGGCCCUGCCAUGCUACAGAUCGCGCCACUUGCUGGGGGUCAGUUUAUGUUCUACAACUUAUUCGGAUCACUCGCCAAAAGAUACCAUGGGCUGCCGGUCGAGGCCCAGUUGCCAUCGGGUGAGCUUUUCGUCUGCGGAGGAUUGGCCGGAUUCUGCACGAAGCUGCUCGUGUAUCCGCUGGAUCUAACUAAAAAGCGCCUGCAAAUUCAGGGAUUCGCUCGCAGCCGGCAAACGUUCGGACAGCACUUUGUCUGUCGUCAUAUGAUCCACUGCCUGGUGCAGGUUGGCCGGUACGAAGGUGUUCGGGGGCUGUACAAAGGAUUGCUGCCAUCCCUGCUCAAAGCAGGCUUCACUUCCGCCUUUUACUUUACGAUCUACGAUAGUUUACUGCUACUGUUUAACAGCGAACAAAGCUUUAAAUAAC